Messenger RNA from Alternaria triticimaculans, 1968 nucleotides. RefSeq lists its product as uncharacterized. The record is from RefSeq and is a predicted model, not a curated record. Gene Ontology annotation, cellular component: plasma membrane. Lineage: Eukaryota; Fungi; Ascomycota; Dothideomycetes; Pleosporales; Pleosporaceae. Bases 1 to 1968 code for a protein of 655 amino acids. Gene Ontology annotation, molecular function: ferric-chelate reductase activity. Gene Ontology annotation, biological process: copper ion import; intracellular iron ion homeostasis; iron ion transport. The transcript has a single exon.
AUGGAAGCGACACCGCCAUGGUUACGCGACGCCCUCCGCUUCGCUCUAACAGCGACAGCAUCGACUGAAGCCCCCUGGUGGGCGCACGACUACGACGCCUUCAAAGCCGCUGGCGGAGGCGACCUUGUCGAUCCGGAUGAUCCUGGCAAAGACCCGCGGUUCCGCAAACUGGUCGAGGCCAUAUUGUUCAGUCGGACGCUCUUGAACACGUACAACUUGGUCCUGCUGGGCGUGCUGCUGGUUUUCACGGUAUGGCAUUGGUCCGAGAAGAUCGUGCUGCACCGGCGGAAGAGGCGCAUAGUCAGUACAACGAAGGGAGAUGAUGAGACGGUGCAUGAAGAAGAGGCAGAGGCCUGGAGUAGCUCGAGUAGUACUAUCGAAGGGAAUGCGACGCCCCCCGAUACCACCGCCGCGAAGAAAAUACACGAUGCCGAUGAAACGAGCCCUCUGCUUCCUUCGCAGCGUCCCCGACGCGUGACGAGACCAGUAGUAUGGCGUCCUUACUACAUGCUCAAGUCUACGCUGCAAUACCAGCCUCGACCCAUUCCUGUCGUCAACAAAACACUGCCCACCAACGCCGUCUCGUUGCUCGUCCUCGCUUGGAUCGGCUUGAACAUCUUCUACAACUUCUACCGCAUGCCGCUCUCCUUCAUGUACCUCUUCGUCUUCGCCGACCGAUGCGGUAUCAUUUUCAUCACGAACCUGCCCCUUCUAUACCUCCUCGCUGCGAAGAACCAGCCGAUAAAGUUGUUGACGGGAUACUCGUAUGAGAGUCUUAAUAUCUUCCAUAGGAGAGUAGGAGAGCUCGUGUGUCUAGAAGCAUUCCUGCAUUUCCUCGGUAUGGUGGCUGUGUGGUAUGGCAUGUUGAGGCAUCUGGGUUUUACGCUGGCGAGAUUCAUAUUCAACCGCGUUGUGCUGUUAGGUCUAGCCGCGCUGAUUGCGUAUGAGUUGAUCUACUUCACGAGCUUGGGAAGCUUCCGAAAGCGGUGGUAUGAGAUCUUUCUGGGCCUACACAUCGUACUUCAGGUCGCUGGAUUGGUUUUCCUAUGGUUUCAUCAUCACACCUCACGGCCAUACGUUGGCGUGUCCCUCGCCAUCUUCCUCAUCGAUCGACUAGUCUACCGUAUGUGGCUGAAGUCCAGUACCCACCCCGCAACACUAGAAAUCCUGGAAGAUGACGAGACCCUGCUGCUUUCAGCAAACUGGGAAGUCGCCACGAAGAAAUCCGCGAUCCUAGCCAAGAAUAUGACACAAGGCUGGAAACCAAACGAACACAUCUUCAUCUCUGUCCCAUCCCUCUCCCGCAAACAUGGCAUACAAUCCCACCCUUUCACCAUCUUCUCCGCCGCCCCAACAACGAAUCGGCAAGAUGGCGACGGAAAACACGCCUGGUUCUCCCUCCUCAUCCGCGCCCAAUCCGAACCAGGUUUCACACACAGCCUCCUCCGCCACGCCCGCGCCUCUCCAACCCCAACAACACAACUCCGCAUCCGCCUCGACGGCCCCUACGGCUCAUCCCACGCCCUCGACCUUUUAGAAUCCUCCUCAACAGCCAUACUCAUCGCAGGCGGAUCCGGCAUAGCAGUCGCCUACCCCCUCCUCUACGCCCUCUUACAGCCUUCCCCCACCGACCCCGAAUCCACUUUCAGAUCCCAGAGAAAAGUAAAAUUACUCUGGAUAACGCAUUCACUCGACCACCGCCUCUGGAUCCCAGAGGAUAAACUAAAGGAAUUAGAAGAUUGGGGGUUAGAUGUCCUUAUUACACCGCCAACUGCACUUGCCGGUCGACCGGAUGCAGGGGGGAUUGUUAGGGAGUGGGUUGAAGAGGAGGAUGUACAUGGGAAUACGAUGACUGGUGUUGUGGUUAGUGGACCUGACGGGUUGGUCAGGGAUGUUAGGAAUACGUGUGCGGAGUUGAUUUGGGGCGGGAGGAAUGUCGAUGUUCAGGUUGAGAAGUUUGGGUGGUGA